Messenger RNA from Macadamia integrifolia, 927 nucleotides. Its product is annotated as F-box/kelch-repeat protein At3g06240-like. The coding region runs from base 1 to 927 and encodes 308 amino acids. The record is from RefSeq and is a predicted model, not a curated record. The transcript is spliced from 3 exons. Gene Ontology annotation, molecular function: protein binding. NCBI's taxonomy places the organism in Eukaryota, Viridiplantae, Streptophyta, Magnoliopsida, Proteales, Proteaceae.
AUGGUGAAGAACAGUGAGAAGAUAAGGCAAGAAGAGGAGGCAAUGCCAAACAAGAACCUCCCUGAGGUCCUCAUCAUGGACAUACUUUCAAGGCUUCCGGUCAAGUCUCUUUUAAGGUUCAGGUGCGUAAGCAAACCACGGUGUGCUCUCAUAACUGAUCCUCCUUUCAUCAAAAUGCACCUCAGCCAAUCCCUUGCAAAAGCUGCCGCAGUAGAACUCGAUCAUCCACUCAAAUCUCCAGAUUAUGGAACCGAAGUACCGGGUUCUUGCAAUGGCUUACUGUGUAUAAAUACAGAACACGAAGAGAACAUAUACCUCUGGAAUCCUUCAACGAGAUGGCAUCAAAAGCUGCCCUUUUUACCUUUGAUCGGAUCUUCCACUACUGCUCAAUUAGCUUAUGGAUUCGGUUACGAACCCAUCACCAACGAUUACAAGCUGGUAAGGAUUUUGCAGAGGUAUCCACAGUCUUAUCAUAAUAAAAAUUACUCUGAGGAUGAUUGGUCUUCGGAGGUGAGGGUCUAUUCACUUAGCACCAACUCAUGGAUACGUAUAGGUGUCACGUACUUCCACCGCAUCCAACACCGAUUUGGGGUUCUUGCAAAUUCUGUUCUUCAUUGGAUUGGAAAUAGUGAGUUGGUAGUUCAUACUACCUCCAAUUCUAUUGUUUCCUUUGACCUUAAAGAUGAGAAGUAUCGAGAGGUGCCAUUACCUGACUUUUCUGAAGAUAUAUUUCAUAUGACCAUGGGGUUCUUGGUGGGGUUUCUUGGAGGACAACUGUGCGUGAUCUGUAAUUUCUCCAUCCAUGAUGAGAUUUGGGUGAUGAAGGACUACAAUGUGAGGGGUUUUUGGGAGAUGCAGGGAGAAAGGGCUUCAGCUGACUUUAAACACAUUCGAAUUGCACAAUCGAGGGUUUCAAUCGAUCAAUGA